Molecule: messenger RNA, 2169 nt
Organism: Beauveria bassiana ARSEF 2860
Lineage: Eukaryota; Fungi; Ascomycota; Sordariomycetes; Hypocreales; Cordycipitaceae
Exons: 2
Coding region: 1-2169 (722 amino acids)
Source: RefSeq, a predicted model, not a curated record
AUGUGGCGUGCACUUCUUUUCCUGUUUGCUGCCUUUAGCGUCGCAGCGUUUCCGGCUGCAAAUGAGUACGGAGAAUGCGAGGAUGAUGAGCUUUACGAUUCUCUGAAACGAGAUGGAGAGGGGUUUUGUAACGAGCUUCUGGAUCCCGAGUGCUACACCUCCAUCAGCACACCAGUCGAGACCUAUACUAUCACCACUACUGUGGAAGCGACAAUCACUUCUGAGACGCAGACUACUUCUACGACUGGUUUUCCUGAAAAAACUACCUCAACUCAAGUGUCAAACACGACUUCGUGGACGUCCUCUGGGUCGAGAAUAACCUCCGCCACCAUUCUUCCUGGAAAUCGCACGUCUACGCAGUGGUCAAACACUACGGCACCAACCCCUUCUGAUACAAAGAUUACCUCGGCAACAGUUCUUCCUGGAAACCGCACGUCCACGCGGUGGUUCAAUACUACAACACCGUCACCAACUGAGACGUAUAUAAGCUCGACCACUAUUCUCACCGGAAAUAGGACGUCUACACAAUGGUUGAAUACUACCAUGCCGACACCUUCUGAGACAGGAGUGACUUCGACUACUAUUGUUUCUGACAACACCACAACUCAAGCGUCAACUACCUUUUCAAGGACGCCGUCUAGCACGGUUUCCGUGACCACAUUCCCUGGUAGUCUCACCUCUACCCAGCUAUCAAACACCACAUCACUGACCCCGACCCUGACCCCGACCCCGACCCCGACGCCCUUUGACGCUGCCAACUUUACCAGCGUCCUGCGCGGGCCGGCCCCGUCCUCUCAGGCAUGUCAUUACCGCCCAGCAGCCCGGGACGGCACCUCGCACCUCGCAACGCUGCAGAAUGAAGAGAUUCGGCAGCGCAACCUCUCGCUGGCGUUUCCGUACGUCGGGUCCAUCAACUUUGACAGCGACGACAUGACACCGCUUUACCUGUCUGUCCGCGACGCAGCCAAAGGCGCGCAUCUCAUUGACGUCUCGGACUCGUCUGCCGUGACCAUUUUCGAUUCGAGAAACAACUCGAUGCGUCUGGACCUGUCGGGCAUCCACUUUGUCACCGGCCACUGCAACUUGACAGUCUCCUACCUCAUUGACAAUUUAUACGGCCAGCUGGCGCAGCAGUCAUUCGAAAUGUGCUCCAUGGGCCGCAAGAAGCUGCUGGCCGGCGAGCAGACCUUUGUCCAGACGCUCGUGCUCCGUGACCAGUGCGGCAACUCGGUCGGGCCCACGGUUCGGCGGUACCCGGACCUGCGCGUCGACGGCGAGCAGUGCAUUGCUCUCGGCCGCGGCGCCGCUGCCACCGACCCUGCCAACGGAACAUGGACAUUCGACUGCCCGUGGCAGAGCGCCGGGUCGGCUGUGCAGAGGUGCAUGUCGUCGCUCGAGAGAAACGCCGUCGAGUUUCUGCUGUACGAUCCGUUCAACGGCGGCUGCGCUGACGCGUCCAGCGUCGUCACGAUGCUGGAGGCGUCGGCCAGGGACAUGCUCAACAUCACGGCGAUUCGGCAGGAGCUCCACAGCCAGGUUGGAAACAACACCGACCACUUUUACAAGGUGGACGACACCGUCAUGUACUACAUGCAGCUGUGGGAGACGCUCAAGAGCACGCUGUCCAAGACGCGGGGCCUCAACCCGGGCCGCGGCAGCAACCUGAAGCAGUAUCUGGACACGUACAACCGCUUCCGCAACUUUGCGGCCGAUGCCUGCACCAGCCUCAACAGCUCCAUCGUGCCCGCCGUCUUGAGCCUGAGCGCCGGCAGCAGCACGAUUCCCAGGCUGGCGUCCUUUCCGAGCAUCCCGGUCGCGAGCGAGCCGCUGACGGUCAAGAUUCAGGAUCCCUCCAAGAUGGCAUGCUGCCCCAAUGGCGGCAUGAGCGUCACGCAUCCCGAGAAUGGCAAGUGUGGGUAUCCUCUCGAGGCGCGUAUUCCGGGUACAGGUUGUGUGUGCGGCAAGACGGCGACGCAGGAGUCUGUGGCUUUCAAGUACCGCCAGUGCGACAACUUUGUGAGCCAGUGCCAGGCCAACUCUGAUUGCGCAGCCGCAGGCUAUGCUGGCUUUCUGUGCCUCAUUGGAAGCUGCUGCGGUAAAGGCGUAUGCUUUGACCCCUUUGAGUGCUCUCGUCCUGAUGUUCUUCUCCUCCCGGGUAGUGCUGAUUGA